Rhizopus microsporus ATCC 52813 is the source of this 2430-nucleotide messenger RNA. Its product is annotated as DNA repair protein. Bases 1 to 2430 code for a protein of 809 amino acids. Lineage: Eukaryota; Fungi; Mucoromycota; Mucoromycetes; Mucorales; Rhizopodaceae. Gene Ontology annotation, cellular component: nucleus. The record is from RefSeq and is a predicted model, not a curated record. Gene Ontology annotation, molecular function: deoxycytidyl transferase activity; DNA-directed DNA polymerase activity; damaged DNA binding. The transcript is spliced from 20 exons. Gene Ontology annotation, biological process: error-prone translesion synthesis; error-free translesion synthesis.
AUGAAUAAAAACAAUGAUCCUUAUGGAGCCAUCAAGUUUGGCGAAUUUAAAAAGUACAUGCAAAAUAAGGAAGCAAAGCUAAAGGAGCAAGAAAAAGAAGUAGGAAACAGAUCGAGCCAGGAACUGCCACAGAUAUUCAAAGGUCUUUCCAUUCACAUCAAUGGAUACACACAACCAUCUGCAACAGAAUUAAGAAGGCUGAUAUUACAGCAUGGCGGUGAUUACCAGCAUUAUUUAAAAAAGCUUCAUGUAACACACAUAAUUGCAAGCAAUUUAACAAAUGCAAAGAUGCAAGAAUUUCGAGCGUACAAAGUUGUAAAACCUAAUUGGAUUACAGAUUCUAUAAACGCUAGGCAACUGUUGCCGUGGCAAAAUUAUAGACUUGCAUCCAAAUCAAAUAAUCAAGCAGAGCUGCCAAGUGACUGGACAAAACAGACGUCUACUACAAACACUGGUUUUAUUCAACGAUACUACGAGACAUCUAGGCUUCAUCAUUUAUCAACCUGGAAAGCAGAAUUAAAGGAUAUGAUAGGGAGUAUGGCCAAUAAGGGGGAUAGAAAGAGACAGAAGAAACCCUUUCGUAUCAUUAUGCACGUGGACUUUGAUUGUUUUUUUGCUUCGGUUGGAAUCAAGGAUCGUCCUCACUUGAAAGACAAGCCGGUAGCUGUAACUCAUAGUAAAGGCGUUAGUGACGUUUCUUCUAGUGAUAUAGCCUCAUGCAACUACGUCGCCCGUUCUUUUGGUGUUCAUAAUGGAAUGAUUGUCAAGACAGCAAAGUCACUCUGUCCAGAUAUACAUGUCAUUCCGUACGAAUUUGAGAAAUACAAAUCAGUAUCAGAAACAUUCUACAAGAUUCUUUUUCAUUAUGCCGAUGAAAUCGAAGUAGUUAGCGUAGAUGAAGCCUUGAUAGAUGUUAGCUCACAUAUCAACACACCUUAUCAGGGCGAGGAGGAGGCACUGGCGUUAAAGAUUAGAAAGGAAAUUCGGGAUUCUACUGGUUGUGAAGUCAGUAUAGGGAUUGGUCCAAAUAUUCUAUUAGCAAGAAUGUCUACUAAACGAGCAAAGCCAUCCAAUUUAUUUUACUGUAAAACUGAAAAAGAUAAACAAGAGCUACUGUUGACGCAAUCAGUUUCUGGUCUACCAGGAGUAGGCUAUGCAACAGCGGAGAGACUGGCUACUAUGGGAGUGCAAACGGUAUCUGAUUUAAAGAAUAUGAGUUUACAAGAAUUAAAAUCAAAACUGGGCCAAAAGCUGGGUCAAACCUUGUAUAAUUUUGCAAGAGGCAUUGAUAAUCGACCACUGACUGUUAAACAACAGAGACAAUCCGUUAGUGUCGAAGUGAAUUGGGGCGUACGAUUUGAAAGUGAAGAGAAUGAAAAGGCUUUUGUCCAUGAUCUGUGCCAAGAGCUCUCGAGCAGGCUAGUAAAAUACAACUCACGAGGCAGGAUGAUCACAGUAAAGAUAUUAAAAAGACAAGAAGGUGCAAAGGAACCUGCAAAACUCCUAGGACACGGUCAAAUCGACGCAUUUUCAAAGUCCUGUACAUUAGCUGAUUAUACCCACGAUGCAGACACCAUCAGCAAACAUGUAUAUUCAAUGCUUAAAUCUUUUCAUUUCCAUCAUGCAGAUAUACGAGGGUUAGGUAUACAAGUAACAAAACUGGAUCAGGAAACGACCUCAGACUUUCAAGAAAGAUUGAAUUUCAAAAGAAAGGUCAUAAACGAACAAGAAUCUCACAAAAGGACGCGCAUCGAAGCGAAUACUAAAAAUAACCAAGCACAACUGAUGAAUGUAGAUCCUGAUGUAUUUUUUGAACUACCUGAGCAUGUACAAAAGGAAAUGAUGUCAAAAUAUAAGCUCGUAUUUCAGACAGAAAAAGAAAAAGUGUAUAGUUCACAGCUUGCUGAGCUACCUACUUGGUCACAGGUGGAUCCGGAGGCAUUGCUCGCUUUACCUGACGAGAUGAGGGAGCAAGUUUUGAAGGCUUAUAGUAAUCACAAGCUGAAGCCCUCGACUAAAAGCAAUAUAACAAGGGCUAAAAAAAAUAAUAAUGAGGUAACUCUUACGCAGCUGUUUGAAUCAAAGAAUCCUCCUUUGACCAUACAAGAUGGCCUUGAUGGAGAGUCGAUUGAUAUGGAUGUGUGGAAUAUGUUACCUUCGUCCAUACAGAAAGAGUUGUUGUUUGAUAUAGAAAAAAGGCGUAAGGAAGCAAUGAGACGAGAAGAAAAAGCUGUAAAAAGAAAGGACGAUAAGCUUCCUAUUGGACUACCAAACGAACCCUCCUUGCAAGGAUUAACUGAUAUAAACGAUAUUCGACGAUUACUACGUGAAUGGGUUUCAACGUUCAAUGAUGGACCUGAGCCAGAGGAUGUUGCUUCCAUUGGGAAUAUCUCUCUAAAGAUCAUAAUGAUGAAUGGAAAGCACAGGUGA